AUGGGGGACGCCGCGGCGGCGUCGCCCCAGGCGGCGCCGCGGAAGCGCCGGCGCGGGGACGGGAUGCGCCGGGUGGCGGAGAUCGUGAUGGUGCUGGCGGCCGCCGGGGAGGUGCGGGGCGGGCGGGCGCCCACGGCGGCGGAGCGCGCGCUCGCGGCCGAGGCGCGCGAGCGCCUGGCCGCCGCCGUCGCCGAGGGCGCGGCCCGGCCCAGGGAUCUGUUCCCCGGCGAGGCGGUCCGCGCCCUCGUCGAGGAUCUCGGGCUCAACCGGGCCAGGGACCCCGCCGCCAUGGGGUUCCGCCCGCCCAGGGCCUCCAUCGCCGACAGGCUCCUUCUCACCAAGCGCAAGAUGGAAGAAGUUAAGGAACCUCCAGUGCAACAAGCAACCAUCACACCACAAACAACUGUCUCAACUGGAAUGGCUGAAUUCCAAGGUUCACAUGGAGCUCCCAUGUUUGCUGGUGGAUCUCUCAGGACUUCACCAGCUGUUGCAGCCUUGCCUACUACAGCACCAGCAACUUCUAACUCUGUAAUGGCCUUGAGACAGCAUGGAUCAUCUCCUAUAAAGCCAGUUACUAAUCCUUCAGUUGUUGCUGUAUCCCAUACUGCUCAACCACAUGUUAAGUUGGAAAGAGGUGUUAAUGGUCCUUUGAAUUUAACACGAGCGACCCCUGGCCACUUGAACAAAUCACUGCAUGAUACAUCUGCUAGGCCAAAUCUUAAUGCAGCACCGAGUACAAAUCAGAUCAUCAAAAGUCAGGACACAAAGGUAGCAACAAUUCAAGCUGCGACGGGAAACCCUGUUAUGGGACAUCAUGCUACACAAGGAACAGCAUCUGUUACUGCAAAACCUACUUUUGCCAACCACAAUGCAAUAGCAAAAAAUGUUCAGCACGUUCUGCAACAGCCGGCAAAUCAUCCUAGCUGGACUCCACCAUCAACCGAGUACAUGCAUGCUCGUUUGGACUGCCAGAUAUGCAAAGUUGCUAUCAUGGAUGCGAACAGUUUGCUUGUUUGUGAUGCUUGUGAGAGGGGAGCACACCUGAAAUGCCUUCAGCAUUAUGGUAAUAAAGGUGUUCCUACAGCUGACUGGCAUUGUCCAACAUGCGUAGCACAGAGUAAGGGUAAACCCCUGCCGCCAAAAUACGGCAAGGUUACAAGAACUGUUGUAGCAUCACAGGCUGGCCCACCUGGUGGUGGAACACAGUUCUCUGUUCAGGGAGCAGGAGAAAAUAUGAUUGCGAAGGAAAAUCAGCAAAAGGGUGCUACAAAUGGAAAUCUUACUAAGCCAAAUUCCAUGCAAGCUAGUAGCACUGUGCACAACAGUACUGUGUUGGCUCUUAGUGCUCCCACUGACCGUUCGCAAGCACAAAUACACUCUAUCUGUGAACCUGCAAAAGGAACUGCCAGUAAUGCCGAAACAUCCUCUAAUGAAAUGGAAUGGAAUGAGCAACCUUGCAGUAGUACAGGAUGUGAAUUGACUGCUGGCAGUAGUUUUGGUACUCCUUCUGGCAAAUCUCCUGACGAAAAAGUGAGCAGUGCAUUAUCUUUGCACUCUGUCGAUUCAGCCAACGACAACGCUCACGGUCAGCAACCUACAGUAACUUCUAGGAUAAAUUGUUCGGAUAGUUCAUUUGUUGUUGCCGCUGAAGCAAAGGUCAAGUUGGAAGCACAGUCUGAAGCCCUUCCGAGCGGAGAUGUGGAAAUGGCUGCUAAUAAUGGGACGCCUGUGGAUCAAGUGAUCCAUGGUGCUACUGAAGAAAAUAUUAGGACUCAAGCAACCUCUGCGCCAAAUGCAGACAAUGUGGAUAUUACUAACAACAUGGAAACACCAGUAGAUCAGGGCAGCAAUGUUGUUGCUGGAGAGAAGGUCCACACUGAAGCAGACUCUGAGACACAUGCAAUGGAAGAUGUGGAGAUGACUACCAGCACUGGGACACCAAUAGGUCAAAGCAACAACACUGCUAAAGAAGUUGAGUUGCAGACUGAUACAACCUCUCAGCCACAUGUGAUCAAAGAUAUGGAAGUGACUGCCAGCCCUGCAACAGGAGUGGAUCAAAAGAGCAACAACGGUAGUGAAGAAAAACCCUGGUCUGAACAAAUAUGUGCUGUCAAAGAUGUGCAAAUGACCACCGAUGCUAUAGCAAAUGGAUUAGUUGAGAAUGGAGUAACAGAACCUCUGAGCGUAGAGGCGGAUGCAGAUAAUUCUGACUUCAGUGCAAUGCCAGAUCAUCAUAACAACCAUCAGGUAAUUCUAAACGGGGUGGUACGUGUGAAGGAUGAAGUUCUAUGCAGUCAGGAUGGUGAACUUGAGGGUUGCACUGCAGCACCAAAAGAAGAAACUGACUAGAUUCAGUAUUAGGGUUGCAUCACAUUUAGUUUUGCAGAUGGGGAGUAUGAAGGAUCUGCCAGUAGUUCUGCUAGUGUCACUGAUUAGCAUGCUCUCUACAUUCUUCUGGGUCACUCUUCAUAGAUUAUGAGUCAUGGACAGCUAAUUUCGUCAAGGUCUAUACUGCCUCUUGGUGCCUCAUGAGGUUGUUGUACUUUAUGUAGUUCAUUCAAGCUAUCCGUUUCUAGUUAGUUGAUUCUUUUUCUUCCUUGAUCCUCUGUACUAAUCUUUGAGUCUGUAAUUAGAUAGGCUUUUAUUGUGAGGACUGAAUUAUUUUGCGUCAUAAUAAUGACUUUUCCUUUCACAA
Messenger RNA from Lolium rigidum, 2695 nucleotides. Its product is annotated as PHD finger protein At3g20280-like. Lineage: Eukaryota; Viridiplantae; Streptophyta; Magnoliopsida; Poales; Poaceae. Bases 1 to 2349 code for a protein of 782 amino acids. The record is from RefSeq and is a predicted model, not a curated record. The transcript has 5 exons.